ACACAUUGAUACAAUACGUGUUCAACAGAUUGGAAUGUUUAUUUUUCACAAAAGUUUAUCAGAGGAGUGACAUAGAUUUUAACAAAAGAUGUGAAAUAUGAAAUAGUUGUUUAUAAACAGUUGAAAAAUGGCUUCAAGUUUUGGUGUUCAACUGAAGAAGGCAGAUGGCUCUGCCGGUUUGAGCCCCGGUAAGGGUGGCUCGCGUACGCCAGGAGGUGCAAGGAGAUCUGACUUCAGAACUCAGCCAGUAUCAGAUCUGAAAGCAAUGUUUGAUAAACAGGAUGAAUCAGCAUCUGGGAAGAAAACUGUAUCAACUACUGUAACUUCCACGCAAAAAACAGCAGCCACAAAAACGGGACUGUCUAAUUUGAAAUCUAACACAAAAACAACAUUGACAGUUACGACAUCUAAAACAAAUCAGUUAAAGGAUGGCGACAUCCAGGCAUUUGAUGCUUUAAAAAGUGAACUGAAUAAAACAGGAAUUGAAAAACUUUUAGAGGAUGAAAAGCCCAAUGUGGCAGUAGCUAAAACCUACAGUGGCGGAAAGUCUUAUCAAGCUACUGUAGGAUCGAAAAAGGUUCAUUCGGCAAAUGAUGAUUCUUCGAGUGGUGUCGUCUCAAAAUCUAGUGCAGCGUCAGUGUUAUCAUUUGGAUUAACAAAAUUAAGAACUCGGCCUGGUAGCUUAAAAGGUGAUGAAGAAAAACUGCCAAGAAGUAAUUCAGUUGAGGAAGAAGCAGAGAAAGGGGCGAGUUCACCUCGCUCUCCUGCGUUAAGACCUGACUCCCCAGGUUCUCGUGAAUUAAAAGACAAUAAAUAUAUUCCUGGUGUGGCAAAAGGCUGGAAGGCAAACAAUAAUGAAACAAAGGAAAAAGAUAAAGCUGGGAAGUUUAAUGACAGUUCUAUUGGUAAAGUGCGAGGUGAAGUGAAACAGGAAAAUAUUGUUAAAGGUUUUAGAUCAGUAAGUCCUGUAAAUUUUGCUGUCAACUCAAGUGAUGAUUCCUCAAGUAGCAGUAAUUUGAGUCCAAGAGGAUAUAGGUCAAAUGUUAAAAAAACUGAAGAGAAAAAAACUGAUGUUAAUGAAAAUAUAAAAAAAUUUGAAUCUUCAAAAUCAGACUCCAAUUUGUUGAAAUUGGAGAAAAAUGAGAAUCAAACAAAAGUAACAAAAAAUAAAACUGAAGUCUCAGAUACCAAAAUGCUUAUUUCAAAAACUAAUUCUUCAUCAAAACUGUCAGCUGUUGAACAGCUUGCUCGUGAUAAAGAAAAGGUCAAGGUCAGGUUAAACCGAAAUUCUGGCUCAUUUAGCAGUGAUUCUGAUAAAGGUAGGAGGUCACCGAAGGUUAAAGGUGAUAUGAAGUGGUUAGAGAAAGGUAGAAUUUCAUUAGAGGAAUUUAAGGAACAAACUAAGGUCAAAGGUGAAGGUCAUAGACCAUUAAGUAGAGCAUCAAGUUCUGGUUCAAAUUCUUCAUAUAAACAAUCUGAAGGCAAAGCCAUUCAGUCUAAAAUUGAAAGAUUUGCCUCUCCAGAGCCUCCAAAGAAUACUCAGAAAAGUGGGUUAGGUGUAUCUGAACUGAAGAGAAAAGAGUUUGCAGUGUCGAAACGAAUUAGUACUGACAAGUUUCAAGACAUUAAGAAAGGUUUUGAAACACAGACUGUGUCAAGUAGGGCUAUGUCACCAUCAGCUGAAAGAAAGCCAAAGAUUGAUUUAAAACAAAAAGUAUUAGAAAGGAAACAGUCAUUUGAAGAGGGUGUUAUGUUUAGGCCAAAGUCAAGUGAAAACAAAGAAAUAAUCUCACCCAGAGACAGAGGAAAUGUUUUAAAAACUGUCCAAGCUCUGAAAGAACUUGAUGCAAAAGCAAAGAAACAACCGACCAUAGUGCGGCGAACGAAAUCUCUUCCAAUUGAAAGUAUGGCUGAUGACACGUCUUCUAUUGAAUAUGAGGAUAUUGGGGAAGGGCCUUAUUACCAUGACAUUGUGGGUAUUAAGUUAGCAGACGACAUAUCAAAUGAAGGAGAUAUCAGUAGCGAGGCUGACCUUUAUGAAGAAAUACCGGCAAACAUGUCAAUAGAUGAUUUAGAGGCUAAGAAAGAGUACAAAGCCAGAAGAUUUACAGCUUUUAAGAAGAAAAGAAAAGGCAGCGAAGAACAGACAAAGCCAGAAGAAAUACAGGCUGGUACAGAAGGUGAUAUAGACAGCGAUUCAGACAGUAGUGGUAUCUAUGAACAUGUUGAUCAUGAUGAAAACGAGGAGCAACCUGUAAGCGAGUCAGACAGUCUAGAUCAGGAAUCGCCGCCAGAAUUACCACCAGCUAGGACACAAAAUAAUAAGAAAAAGAAAAACAAGGAGGAAAAGACUACUAAAGGAUUGAAAGGAAAAUUCCGUAAAUUGUAUACUAAGAGUGGAACUGUCGGAAAGUCAAGUGGGCAGGCUGUUGCCACUACAAACCAAUCAGCUGGAAUAAUGAGUACUUUAGGUGAUAAGUUUAAAAACUUGAAAAAGACAAAAUCUAGUUCUGGAACAAAUCUGGAAGCAUUAAACAAGGAAGAAAAUCCUGUAUGUGAAAGUGAAGGAACAGACACUGAUGUUGACCCUGAACAGUUGCAAUCAGGUCAGGGUACUCCGCCACCACUUCCACCACGUCAGAGCGGUCUGUAUAGGGCGUCCAGUGGUAGUGAAAUGACAAAACUUAACAAUACUGUGGAAGUACCAAGUCGUCCAAGUGCUAAUCAGACAGAAUAUAUAAAUAACAAACUGAGUAGUUCAAGUUUAGAAAGUAAGACAGAUCCACCACUGCCACCACGUAAUCGUAUAUCCAACAACCUGGACCUGAAUGUUGUUGUUCCUGUCACACCGGGAGGCGGUAUAGGAAAGAGCAACUGGCCACCUGGCAAGGACAGCUAUCUCCAUGGACAGAAGAUGAACAAUGCUUCUAAAUCCCCGGAUAUGCCAUAUAUAGACCAGACACCAAGCCCACAGUCCACACCCUCACCUGGAGAUGCCCCGCCAUUACCACAACGGCCAGUUUCAGCAGGAAAAAAACCACCAUAUGCCCCUUCACUGAGUACUGAAAGUUAUGUUGAUGUUGGUGAGUACAUGCAGCCUGCACCAGCGAGACCACCGAAAUCUCCACGUGCUAGCCCUCAGGCCCUAGGUAUGUUGAAUCAAUCCAUGUUACCAGUUCUGUUGAGGAGAAAUGCCUUUGUCUGCAGUAGUACCUGGAGGAGUGCCCAAGAGGCAAGUUACGUUGAUGUAGAGGACGAGCCACUACCAGACACAAACUACUCCCUUGCAGAUGAGAUCAGACCUGGUGUAGCCGGGAGGAAAGAGUUAGAGAAAAGACCAGUCUCUUCGGCGUACAUUAAACCACAUGACCUGGCAACAGUGCCGGAAGUCCAGAAAAAGAAACCUCCUGUUGAUGACGUCCUAAAACUAGUCAGCAAAUAUGAAGAAGACGGGAUAUACAUAGAUCUGUCGUCGGGGCAGUUUGUACGUCGCUCAGAACUGCAGGAAAAUCUGAAAGAGCGAGGAAUGUACUGUCAGCCUCCGACGUGUUCAGAAAGUGAUGACCAGGUGUAUGGUACUGCAGGUGGCAGGUACAAGUCCCAGCUAGGGUCCGAGUCCCUGUACCAGUUCUACAAUAAAGCUAAGAUAUCCAGGGCAAGCAAGAGAAAAGCAAUAUAUUCUAGUUUUGAUGAAUCAGAUGAGGAAGGGUACUAUGAUGAAGAUGGGGACAAAGAAAGUGUGUAUGAAGAUCUGUCUGAGUAUAGUUCAGGGCGUGGAAGUCUCGAUAUGGAUAGAAAACCAGAAGAGGACUCAAAAGCCAAGAAAAUAUCAACACUGGAAAUGUUUGGCAAGAAAGGCACUGUUCUCAGAACCCUGUGGGCAGAAAUGCCAGAGGUUAAAUCCAGUGGUGUGUUAGACACAAUAACUCCUCAUGAGAAGAAGUUGCAAGAAUCGAUGUUUGAGAUCAUCACAUCUGAAGCAACAUACCUCAAGAGUUUAAAUGUUCUCAUAGAUGUGUUCCUAAUGUCGGAUGAGCUAGGUUCGGAUUUGUCAAACAAAUGUGUGAUCACACGACAAGAACGACAUGUGAUCUUCUCAAAUAUUGGUGCCAUACGAGAUACUAGUGAGAGAUUUUUAUCAGCGCUGGAGUCUCGGUGGAAAGAAUCUGUACUUUUAUCUGAUGUCUGUGAUAUUAUAACUGAGCAUUCCUCCAAAUACUUUGAGUGUUAUGUACAUUACUGUAGCAACCAAGCAUUCCAGGACAGAGCCGUUACAGAUUUAAAGAAAAAGCCUGAGUUUGCUGAAGCAUUGAAGAGGUUAGAAAGCCAUCCAGAUUGCCAGGGAUUGCCGAUGAUCUCAUUCUUACUAUUACCCAUGCAGAGAAUUACCCGUCUUCCACUCCUAGUAGAUGCUAUCUGUCACAGGAUGGACCCUAUCAAAGACAAAGAGAGACACAAAUCUGCUAUCAAUGCAUUUAAUGCUCAAAGCAAAGUUGUAAAGAAAUGUAAUGAUGGUGCUAAAAAGAUGCAACAGACAGAACAAAUGUAUCAUAUAGCAAAACAGAUAGACUUUCCUGCAAAUAAGGAAAUUGCUCAGAUACCCCUCAUAUCAUCUUCACGUUACCUUGUAAAACAAGGGGAGGUAACAAAGAUUGCGAAUGACCAAGCCAGUCGUCUUCCCUUCGGCAAAGCUAGAGCUGGAAAACAGACCUUACAUAUCUACCUAUUUAAUGAUAUGAUAUUAAUCACGAAGAAAAAAGGUGAUAGAUAUAUUGUUACCGACUAUGGUCAACGCAUCACAUUACAUAUCGAAUUGAUAGACAACCCAGAGAAGAAUGCAAGAGUUCUUCCCCUUGGUGUACCAAGUGGCUGCAAACAUCUGUUCCUUCUUGUUAUACUAGAGAACCAUGAGAAAAAACAAGUGGAGACAGUGUUUGCCUGUAAUUCAAUGAGUGACAGAGCUCGCUGGGUAGAUGCCGUGACACCUGUUAAAGUAACUGACGACCAGAAAAUAUAUGAAGAAUGGGAUUGUCCACAAGUACAGUGUAUAAAGCCGUAUACAGCACAAGAACCAGAUGAACUUACCCUAGACGAAUCAGAUGUUGUCAAUGUCUUCAAGAAGCUUGAAGAUGGUAUGUAUGAGGGAGAGAGACUACGAGAUGGUGAAAGGGGCUGGUUCCCCAAGGAUCACACUGUUGAGAUUGUCAACUCUCAUGUACGUGCACGAAAUCUCCGCAUGAAAUACCGGUUAAUGUCAGCAUCACAAGAUUACGGCAGCUAGCACAGGACAUAGACAGUUGUACAGAGACAACAGCUCAUCUGUUAAAUUGUAAUAGACUGGCGCCUGUCUCUUAAGAGGCUCCAAGAUA
Mercenaria mercenaria is the source of this 5369-nucleotide messenger RNA. RefSeq lists its product as uncharacterized. The coding region runs from base 128 to 5281 and encodes 1717 amino acids. Lineage: Eukaryota; Metazoa; Mollusca; Bivalvia; Venerida; Veneridae. Gene Ontology annotation, molecular function: protein binding; guanyl-nucleotide exchange factor activity. Gene Ontology annotation, biological process: activation of GTPase activity. The record is from RefSeq and is a predicted model, not a curated record. The transcript has 23 exons.